This is a messenger RNA of Prosopis cineraria, 1702 nucleotides long. Its product is annotated as AT-hook motif nuclear-localized protein 7-like. Bases 235 to 1335 code for a protein of 366 amino acids. The record is from RefSeq and is a predicted model, not a curated record. The transcript has 6 exons. Gene Ontology annotation, molecular function: minor groove of adenine-thymine-rich DNA binding. Lineage: Eukaryota; Viridiplantae; Streptophyta; Magnoliopsida; Fabales; Fabaceae.
AGUAGUCCAGACACUCAGUCUGAUUUUCCUCCAUUAAUGGAGAGUGCGAAUUCAUAAUUUCUCCCAUCCAAAGAUAGAAAAAGCUUUCUACUUCUUCUACUUCUGGCGCCAUUUGCAGAGUCUUUCUGGUUCAAACUUGAACUAUUCACCUUUCAGGCUUCCGAUACUGGAAACUCCAACAACGUCUUUAUACCUUCUUUCAUUUUUUUACCUGCCUCGUCCAAACGCUUUUUGAUGGAAGAAAAAGAUGUCCAUGUUUUCGGGUCAACUGGGAACUCAGAUUCCGGGCAGCCCCUGCAACCCAUCGGAGCCUCCCUGUCUCAGGUAACGAACAUGGCGGUUAACAUGAACUUGCAGAAUAGUGGAGGGGCAACAGUUGGAGACGCAGCGACAAUGGCAUCGCCUGCAACUACCGGAGGAGGAGGGCAAGGGAGUUUCGAUUUGUUCGGGAAAAAGAAGCGAGGGAGGCCGAGAAAAUAUGAUUCAGAUGGGAAGCCGAGGCUGACGACAUCGUACCAGGGUGCACAAUCACAACAAGGCUUUUCUUUGUCCCCAACUUCACCUUCUGAAUUUUCCUCCAAAAGGGGUCGAGGAAGACCACCUGGCUCCGGGAACUGGAAGCUCCUCGCAUCUUUAGGUGAGUUGUUUGCAAACACAGCAGGUGGGGAUUUUACACCUCACGUCGUCACUGUUCAUACUGGAGAGGAUGUCGCCGGAAAAAUCCUGUCAUUUGCCCAGAAGGGUCCCAGAGGAGUUUGCGUUCUUUCUGCCAAUGGAGCUAUAUCUAAUGUCACUCUACGGCAGCCUGGUUCUUCCGGUGGCUUAUUAACAUACGAGGGUCGGUUCGAGAUUUUAUCUUUGUCAGGGUCAUUCACAGUGUCUGAUAAUGGGGGCAUAAGAAGUCGAACUGGUGGAUUGAGUGUCUCGCUGGCUGGCCCUGACGGUCGUGUCAUAGGCGGUGGUGUUGCUGGUUUAUUGACUGCUGCUAGCCCAAUCCAAAUUGUGAUGGGAAGCUUCUUGGCGGGGCAUGGUCACAAGGCGCAGAAAAGAAAGCAAAAUCGUGAGAACACUGUGGCAUCUCCAGUUUCUGGUGCAGACUCUGUGAUGGCAGCGAGACCUAUCUCACAGGCGAAUCCCGACGGUGGUGAAAACUGUUUCAUUCCCAUGGCCCAGCAGCAGCUUCCAGAACAAAGCCACAGAGAAUCAGACAACAUCACGAGCAGCGAUAAACAGAGUUUAGAUGCCACACCCAAUGCUUGUGAUUGGAAUGGAUUUGAGGAGUUAUCUGAUCAGGGGCCAACCCCAGACAUCAAUAUUUCUUUGCCUGGGGAAUAGAAGCUUAAUCAAGGAUAAAGUACGCUCUGUUCUUAUACAUCAGGUAAUGCGGAGGCUGACACGGUAACUAGAAUGAAACUAACACUGAAACUUUUGGGGUGACCGCCUGAUUAUCAUAUCGCGCAAUAGAGAUUUGAUUUAUAUAAGAGAUAUUUGCAGGAAUUAGGAAAGGAUUUGGACUUAAGUUUGUUUUUUAGUGGUAGAGUUGCUGUUGAACACUAUCAAUUUGAUUUCCGUUCGUUGGAGUGGGGUUAGGUAGGCGGAUGAUGCUGAGAGAUUGUAGACUGCUCGGAGCAGUUGUUAAUGCAGUGAUAUCACUGACUGGUACCUUUCACUUGUGCAGAAUCAUCCAUUCUUUUACUCCUUA